This is a messenger RNA of Schistocerca americana (American grasshopper), 5992 nucleotides long. Its product is annotated as alpha/beta hydrolase domain-containing protein 17B. The transcript is spliced from 4 exons. The record is from RefSeq and is a predicted model, not a curated record. Lineage: Eukaryota; Metazoa; Arthropoda; Insecta; Orthoptera; Acrididae. Gene Ontology annotation, molecular function: palmitoyl-(protein) hydrolase activity. Gene Ontology annotation, cellular component: endosome membrane; plasma membrane. Gene Ontology annotation, biological process: protein depalmitoylation. The coding region runs from base 277 to 1140 and encodes 287 amino acids.
UUGAUGCUAUCUGAAGGCCGCAACGGUAAUUAACAAAGUUUCUUCCGCGCCCUACAUUACACUCAGACUACUACAGCGUUCCAACGGCAUUGCAGCGCCGAAUGCAAUGGCGAAUCCAUCACAAAGAAGGCUGUGUGUAGUCUGAAAAUCUGGUAUGGCUGUCUAAAACGGAAGAUGAGUCAAUACGAAGUGAAGUGCAUUGAAAAUUGAAUUGGAGAUAUCUCCGAACUGUGUCUAAUUUACGAAGUUUUUAUCACCAGUGCUGCCUGCAAGAAAAUGAACGGCUUAAGUCUCAGUGAGCUGUGUUGUUUGUUUUGUUGUCCUCCUUGCCCAACGAGGAUUGCUGCCAAACUGGCAUUCUUGCCACCAGAACCUACCUACAACUUUCAAGCGGAUGAAACGGGUUCGAAAUUUAGUUUGAAUUUGACAGAAAGAGCCGAGUGGCAAUACUCCGAGAGAGAAAAGGAAAAUAUUGAAGGUUUUUUCACAAGAACUUCCCGAGGAAAUCGAAUAGCCUGUUUGUUUGUGAGGUGUAGUACAACAGCUCGGUUUACAAUAUUGUUUUCACACGGUAAUGCCGUAGACUUAGGACAAAUGAGCAGUUUCUAUCUAGGGUUAGGUUCACGGAUAAACUGUAAUAUAUUUAGUUAUGAUUACUCAGGCUACGGGGUCAGUACUGGAAAGCCAUCGGAAAAGAAUCUGUAUGCAGAUAUAGAUGCAGCAUGGCACGCUUUACGAACUAGGUAUGGUAUAUCACCCGAAAAUAUUAUAUUAUAUGGCCAGAGUAUUGGGACUGUGCCAACAGUGGACCUGGCAUCGCGUUAUGAAGUGGGAGCUGUCAUUCUCCAUUCACCGCUUAUGUCUGGAAUGAGAGUCGCAUUCCCCAAUACCAAGAGGACGUGGUUUUUUGACGCCUUUCCUAGCAUUGACAAGGUUCCAAAAGUCACAUCCCCAGUACUAGUGAUACACGGUACAGAAGACGAAGUCAUAGACUUUUCACAUGGCCUUGCUAUUUACGAAAGAUGUCCACGAGCAGUUGAACCUUUAUGGGUUGAUGGUGCUGGCCACAAUGAUGUUGAACUGUACUCUCAGUACUUGGAACGCCUGAAGCAGUUUGUCUCUGUAGAACUGCUCAACUGACAACUACUGCCACCUGGUGAGGAAUCAGAACAUAAUGCAACGUCAACUGUCAGCUCUGCAACCACUAGUUCAGUGACUGAAAAGCUUCUCUAGCUAACCGACACACUGACAAAUCAGACAGUUGGCGAACUAACUAAUAGUCCCACCAGUCCUCAAGACGAAAAAUCUGAGAGUGAGCCUUCAACCAGUAAACCAGCUGUUCAGCCAGAGAAAUCUUCUUGUAAGUCAUCAGCACCAACUGCAAAGGCAACCACAGCAGAAACAGUUAGUACAACAGCAGUCAUAAAUGCUCCUUAUGAACUGCCCAGAGAGACUACUUGCUAAAAGUUGGUAUUAUUUUGUGUGUGUCUGAUGAACUGUACAUAUUCAGCCUUGGGCAGUUGUGCUGAUAAUGAAGAAUAAAUUGCCUAUCACAUAUUGAUUGCCUGAUAACGUUACAUAAGAAGUGAAUCCUAGUGCUUAAUAAAAAUAUGGGUUAAGAGGAGGUUAAUAGUUUCCAAAAAUUCCCCAUUGAUGUAUCAUUAUGGCAGGGAAAAUGUUAUUGUUUUACCAAUAUUGCAAUAUUACAGAAUAUAUAUGUAUAUAAAAAGAUAUAUAUAUAUAUAUUCAUUUUUGUGUACAAACAUUUGUUACAUCUUUUGUAUCGGUAAAAAAAUUGUGCGUUUAAUUAAGCAGUGUAUUGUGUACACGGACAUAAUCCAGGCAAGAAAUGACAUAAGUUAUCAAAGUGUGAUACAAGAAAUAAUAGUGAAAUCAUUCUCAGAAUUUGCUAUAUUUUAGAGCUGUACUUGUUUAUACUGAUGAUAUGCUCAUGUGCAAUUUUUGUUACUGUAAGGAUGACAAAAUACCAAGUGUGUGAAUGAGUGAUGUAGUCACUUCAUAGAGUAUAACAAAAGAAGAAGAAAAAUCACUCGAUGAAUUUACUUUUGAAUAUUCGUAUCGUGAGAAGUUCUCCAUAAUUUUAUAUAUAUUUGUGUGUGUGUGUGUGUGUGUGUGUGUGUGUGUGUGUGUGUGUGUGUGUGUGUCAUAUAGUGUGGUGCUCAGUUUUUAUGAGGAAAUAUUCAUAUUAUAAUUUAUUGUCUUGUGUGAGUUCACCAAGGAGAUUUCACACUCACGAUGUUAAUUAUAUUAAAUUAAAGCAGUAAACACCUUCCAAUAAAAUAUUUGUAUCUGUUAUUAAUAACUAUUCCUUCUGAUUUAUCAUGACAAUAGUUAGACCUGAACUAAAGAUACAGAAGACAGCUUUGUUCUCUUUACUUAAGACCCAAGUAAACUGAGUCUAUUUAGUUGUAGUUUACAAGUUGUUUUUUGCCCAGUGUGUUCUAUUCUUCAUAUUUUGGUUUGUGAGAUUUGUUAUGUUGGCUUAAAUAAUGCAUGGAUUUUAAAUGUAAAUCACAGAUAAUGUUGUUGUUCUAAUUCUUUAAGAAUGUUAUCUUUUGGAAAUUUUUGAGCAUUAUUGAACUUUUGCUAGCAAGACCAUAACUGUAUUUCCUCAGAAGCCUGACAAGAAGUGGGAUAAAUGAAGUUGAUUUGAUUUGUGCUCAUUUCUAUUGGAUGUUGUGCAAAAUUAAUUGUUCUUCCAGUUGCAGAUUUGUGCCUGUGUAAUAAACACACUUUUUGAGGGUUGAUAUUGACGUAUGUAUUCCAGCCCUAACUGCCAAAACAUUCAGAAUUGAAAUGUGAAACCAGAUUUCCCAGUGUUGUUUUUUUAUCGGUCCUGAUAAUUUGUUUAAUUUAUAUAUUAUUGUAAGUUCAUGUAAAGAACUGGAUACACAAUUUCUUAGACUCUCUCUCUCUCUUUUUCUUUUUAAAGAUAUUCUUGUGUUUAGUGGUCAUAUGAAAGGUAAUCUGUCAUACACAGACAUUUCAUUUUAUGUUGCCAUGUUUGAUACCACUAAAGGAACUACAUUGUGUUACACUACAUUUCAUGUAAUGAAGUGAUUCAGAAGAAGUUGGUCUCUCUGGUUGUACAUCUUGUUGUCACAUGUAUAUGCAAAAUGUUUUAUUUCUUUAAAAAAAAAAAAAAACCUGUUGUCAUUUGUGGUUUCAUGGAUUUCUUCUUCUGGUUGUGUGUGGUUUUUCUGCUACGAUACAAAACUUAUCUUAAAAUAUCACUUUACAGUCAUGUUAACAAAUUGGUUUUAAUUAGCAUGAAAAAUUGAGAACCUUCAGCAGCUGAAGUGUUCAUCUUCUAACAUAGUUUUCUGUCAGAUUUUGUUUUAUUUUUGAACACUGUGCUAGUUGUGGAAUAGUAAUGCUGGGAAUUUAUAUUUACAGUUAAUGCCAGGAAAGUCACCUCUCACUGCAUUUGCAGUUCUAAAAACAGAUAGUUACUGUGAGGAGGUAAAUUUUUUUCCCUGAUUCUGCAAAACCUUUUAUUUUAUUCGGUUGAAACUUUGUGAUGACAAUGUAAUACUCAGUUUAUAGAACCUUUGUCGCAUGAACAGUCCCAUUUAAAUAUUGUUACUGUUCAAAAAGAAAAAAGAAGUGUUAGAAUGUUUUGCUGAUAUGAACCAGUUAUGUCAAAUGUCCUCCAGCUUACAAUGCUAUUGUUCAGCAUGAAACUUAAUCUUAGAAAACAAAAUAAUAAUACACCUAUUAAAUAAUAAAUAUGUUCUGUAGUUGCACUAAUGCUGUAUGAACAAAUUAGGCCAAAAAACCUGUGAAGUUAUUUGGUGGAAUUUUGCAAAAUAUGGUAAUUGUUUUACAGAGUUUCCUUGUUCUUAGUAAACUGAGUCAUUGUCAUUUAGCACAAUCAAUAAUGUGGAUAUAUUGACAGAACAAAAUGUGAUGUAUAGUUUCCUUUGGAAUAUAUUCAUAAAAGAAAGGUCAGCAAGUGGUUCAGCUGUAAGCAGUGAGAGGGAUGAAUGAUGUAAAUGAGAUGCUUAGUGUAUAUACUUCAUCGAAUGCAACUAUUUCUUUGAGGCCUCAUAAGUGGACCAGCAUUUGUGUAUUACAACCAGUAAUGUGUAAUGUGGACAAUGCUGAAUUUAAUACACUAUAUUCUGAAAAAUUCUUUAUCUUUUAACACCAAAAAUAAAAGGAAUACAUUAUUUCAGUGAAUUUUGUUAUAUUUACCUAAGUAAGUGCCUCACUUUGCAAUGUAUUUUGUGCAAAAUCUGACAAUCAAAUCAAUCAUUUAAUUUUCGUUAUCUCACUACCACAUUCUAGCAACUGCCAAAGUUUAUAUGUGGGUUCUUGUCGUGUGAAUUCAUGUGUUAAAUGCAGUUGCUUUGUAGGUUCUGGACUUGAAUCUCAAAGAUGCACUUAAUAACGAAUUAGGUUUCAGUUACAUUUGUUAACAUCAUAUAUAUUAUUAGUGUCGUACACAAAAGUUUGAAAUUUGAGCAGGAAUGCAUACUGCCAUAAUUACUUUUGAAUUAGGUAUCAGGUUAAGUGCAAUGUGGAGAGAAAGGAAGAAAAGCAGAGAAUGAUUUUUGUUUGGUAGUACUGAACUUAUUGUGCCUCUGGUUAUUAGUACCAUUAUCAUUCAAAAGUAUCUAGAGACAGAAUUCUUUUAAAAUAGUAUGAAUUCUUUUUGGUCAAUAAAUCAUAUUCGACUGUACUUAAAAUUGUGUCAUCUUUGCCCACAUAGAAAUCAGCUACACAGGGACCAAUUGUGUCAUCCAUAUGGGCAGCAAGGUACAGAGUGAAUGUUUGAUAAUUGUUUGACUUUUAUUGUUGCAGUUCUUAAGUUAAUCUUGUACCGUGUUAAUGAAAAGGUGACUUAAUGGAUUCAUACCUUCCCUUAUUCAGUAACAAUUUUUCAAUGGAUUUUGUUUGGUAUUACAUGCUAGGUGCACAGCUGGUUUUUCUUCUCCACAAUAUCCCUUAUGGUGUCCGCUGUUAAGAAUCGUACAGUUGCUUCCAGUUAAGCAGUCUUCCAUUUGAAGAUUUUAUAGAUUCAUAUUAUUAGAGAGUAAAAGAUUUGCUUUCUGUUAAUAUUAGAAGUAAAUUUAUUUGUCUUUAAUUGUCUAUGUAAGCUACCUGAAGGUAGAUAGUAGUGAACUAACAUUCUCAGAACUAAAAGCUUAUCUUUAUGAAGGUAAAGGCUGGAGAAUGAUGAAAAUAUCUGUAUCAAUAUUGUGGAUACAAAAAGAGAUAAUAAGUCACUUAGAAUUGCAUUCCAAAUAAAAAAGUAAGUAAUCUGUGUAAUGCAUACGAAAGUGAAGUGCAGGAGUGGGAGGUGUAUAAAUCAGUGUCCUAGAAAUGAUGGUGGUUGUGGUAAGAAAAAUCUUUAACUAUUGAACAGAUUGAGGGGAGUGGGUGGAGGAGGUGUUCGGAAAAAAAGGCAACAAAAAAUUUAUUAUAUAUGAUAACAAAAUGAAAGAGAAGUAAGGCGGACAAGGCAUAAAACUUUGAGGUUUUCAUGAUGUAUUUGUUAUACAACAGAUCAUUGGUGAACUUUGUACAAUAAAUUGUAUAAAAUUCUCAAUUUAUAGAGAUUGCAUGUCAAAAAUUGACCAAGACAAUUGGAUACAGUAAAGUACAAUAUCAGGAACAUCCAUUGUAAAAGAUCUCACUUCAGACUUAAAAGCAACUGUAUUUAAAGACAGGGAGACAAUUGUAAAUCUGUGCAGGUUGUGGCUGGUACUUGAGCAAGAAUGGUUUGCGCAUUACCUGUAAGCUUGAAUUGUUUGCACCUAUAAUUUCUGAUGUUUCAUUGUUUUCUCAAAAAUGUUGACCAUCAUGUACUUAUUAACACUCAACAGUGUCUUCUUCAGAGGUGAUGUAGAUAGUAUUAGAGAAAUGAGCUGACAAGUCUCCUUUUCUUCUUAUGGAAUAAGUAUGAGAUAAAAAAGACUUCAAACUGUUGUAUCAUGAAAUACAAAUAUAAACUUUUAUUAAUUGA